This is a messenger RNA of Aspergillus tubingensis, 1659 nucleotides long. Its product is annotated as putative cyclin. Gene Ontology annotation, molecular function: cyclin-dependent protein serine/threonine kinase activator activity. NCBI's taxonomy places the organism in Eukaryota, Fungi, Ascomycota, Eurotiomycetes, Eurotiales, Aspergillaceae. The coding region runs from base 1 to 1659 and encodes 552 amino acids. Gene Ontology annotation, biological process: regulation of transcription by RNA polymerase II; positive regulation of DNA-templated transcription, elongation. The record is from RefSeq and is a predicted model, not a curated record. Gene Ontology annotation, cellular component: nucleus; cyclin/CDK positive transcription elongation factor complex. The transcript has a single exon.
AUGGCGUCUUCCGCAGCCCAUCCUUCCGAACUCCCGCCGGUUCCUGCCCCGUCGAAUCCCGUCCUCCUUGCAACCCAAGCGCAUUGGAUCUUCACCGAUGAGGAGCUUACACGGACGCCAUCGCAGCUAGAUGGCAUGGCUCUGGAGGCCGAGCAUAUGAGCCGCAGCAAAGGUGUCAAUUUUAUUAACCAGGUAGGAAUCAUGCUGAAGCUACCGCAACUUACGCUCGCAACGGCCGCCGUUUAUUUGCACCGAUUCUAUAUGCGACACAGUAUGGUCGACUUACCUCAACGACCGGGCAUUCACCCUUACACGACAGCCGCGGCGGCUCUGUUCCUGGCUACAAAGGUGGAGGAGAACGUACGACGGAUGAAAGAGUUGGUGGUAGCAUGCUGCCGGGUGGGACAGAAGCAGCCGAACAUGGUGGUGGAUGAACAGUCUAAGGAGUUUUGGCGCUGGCGCGAUACCAUUCUGGUACACGAAGAUGUUCUACUGGAAGCGCUGUGCUUCGAUCUGCAGCUCGAGCAACCGUAUCGCAUCCUCUAUGACUUCAUCUGCUUCUUCCGCAUGCAAGACAACAAGCCGCUCCGUAACGUCGCAUGGGCCUUCGUCAACGAUUCCGGAUACACGGUGCUGUGCCUGCAGUUUACCGCCCGCAUCAUUGCGGCCGCCGCACUGUACGCGGCGGCCCAGCACUGUGACAUUGGUUUUGAAGACGAUGUGCUGGGCCGGCCGUGGUGGGAACAGCUCGAGGUGGACUUGACCCAGGUGCGUCGCGCGUGUAUGCGCAUGGCAAAGCUGUAUGAGAAUAACGCCGCGCAUCGAAACGGCCUGUACUACUUGACCAACCCCAUCAGCACAGACGAGGGUACUGAGAAGACCAGGAUCCCGCGCGUGGAUGGCCCGGCGGACAACACGACACGCUCCAUCGAUUCCGGGCAUGAGGCAGACGCUGUCAACGGUCGGAAGCGCUCGCGGGACCCCGACGAUGAAACGAAGCCCCCACGCCCUUUGGCCGACUCGAUACCCCUGUUAGAGGCAGGGCCAGCGACGCAGAACGGGGCCCCAUCCCCAAAACGACCCCGGAGGGACUCAGUAGGAGCAUCGGCUGACCGAGUCCCGUCAUCUCGUAUUCCAAAGGCGCCUCUCCCUAGCGGCGGGCCGGCCUUCUCCCACGACCGCCCUUCUGCGAACGGGCACCCCCCUCCAGCACAUCAUUCGCACCCAAUCCCUGCGACCAGACAUACGCAUCCCUUACCACCGCCUCCCCGGCCUUACCCUCGACGGGACAGCGGCAGCCGGCCCGGGGGUGGGCCUCCAGGGCCACCUGUCGAUCCGAUUCAGCAACGGAUUGACGAGAUCGUGCAACAGAACAUGCCCACCCAGGGCGGUGGGCCUGGCAGGGCGGAACGACGACCUCAGGAACGGCAUCGGGGCGAUUGGGAGGCUGAGGCCGACUCGGGGCGACGGCGACGACCGUCCAUGUCCACAGGAGGCCAGCUACCGUCGCAGGAGGAUACCCAUCCACAUCCACCACCUCAGCAUCUCCCGCCGCCGCCACCUCCGGAAGAAGAAUCCUGUCCGCCGUCGCAACCCGAGCCGCCUCAGGCCCCGGAACCGGAGGACGAGGGAGGUGGCAGCGAGGAGGGCGAGCUAUGA